UUAAGAAAUACUCAUUAAAAAUAUUUAUUAUUUUACAUACAAUUUCGUUGUUAAUGCUCACUUAAAAAGAUAUACAUAUUUUUCAUCAGGUAUUUCUCAUAACUAAACUAUCCAUUUUCCAUUCUCCUUAAUUAAUUUGCUGAGUUAAUACUCAAAAUCGUCCCCGAAAGAUACCUCGAUCUCCAUAUUAAUCCCCGAAAGAUAAAGUUAAUCAAAAGAGUCCCCAAAAGUUACACGAGUUAAUCACGUUUGUCCUUCCAUUAACUCCGUUGGUGACCUGGCUAACUGUUGCUGAUGUGUGUGGUUAGCUUCCAACAUGGAAGAUGCCCACGUGUAAUGACCUGUUGCUGACAGGGUCGCCUUCAUCAAUCAGAUGGCCAUAUACCUGGGUUCGUGUUCAAAUUGGUGGUUUCGGGCGACGAUGGAGGUCGGAAAUGGAGGCCGUGGUGGCGGUGUGUCGUUGUUCUCGAACGGCAAUAAUGGUUCCAACGCCUCAAUGCGAAGCAGGAGGAAACCCCAUGAGGAAUCAUGUUUCUGUGGGUUGAAGGCUGCGAUAAGAAAGUCUGGGACAGCGGAGAACCCAGAUAGACUAUUUCGUGCAUGUCCAAGAAGGGCAGUCACUGCAACUACUUUAAAUGGGUUGAGGAUGAUGAGUAUGAAGGGAUGGGCCAAGGUGGAAUGAGGAAAGAUUAUGCGGCUGAGCUGCAGGUUGAUAGUGACUGUGAUGAAUGGAGGUUGAAGGUGGCAUGGAGACUGGGCAGCUUGGAAGCUGAAGUAAAAGCAUUGAAAAUGUUAAUAGUUUUUCUGUUUGUGGUAGUUG
Molecule: messenger RNA, 820 nt
Organism: Arachis stenosperma
Lineage: Eukaryota; Viridiplantae; Streptophyta; Magnoliopsida; Fabales; Fabaceae
Exons: 3
Coding region: 374-682 (102 amino acids)
Source: RefSeq, a predicted model, not a curated record